Messenger RNA from Aspergillus terreus NIH2624, 1521 nucleotides. Its product is annotated as putative haloalkanoic acid dehalogenase. The transcript is spliced from 2 exons. Gene Ontology annotation, cellular component: cytosol. Lineage: Eukaryota; Fungi; Ascomycota; Eurotiomycetes; Eurotiales; Aspergillaceae. The record is from RefSeq and is a predicted model, not a curated record. Gene Ontology annotation, molecular function: 3'-5'-DNA exonuclease activity. Bases 1 to 1521 code for a protein of 506 amino acids.
AUGUCCAAGCUCUCCGACUACGCCCUCCUCUGCUUCGACGUCUACGGCACCCUCAUCGACUGGGAGUCGGGCGUCAUAGCCGCGAUGCAGCCGACGCUCGACAAGAACAACGCCCAAUUCUCCCGCACCGAGCUCCUCACCACCUACCACGAGCUCGAGCGCACGCAGCAAAUCGCCACCCCCGACAUGCCCUACUCGCAGCUGCUCACGACCAUCCACCCGCAGUUCGCCGCAAAGCUGGGCCUCGCCGCCCCCACCGCCGACGAAAGCCGCCAAUUCGGCGAGUCGGUCGGGACCUGGCCCGCCUUCCCGGACACGGUGGACGCGCUGCACCGGCUGUCCAGGCAUUUCAAGCUGGUCGUGCUGUCGAACGUCGACCGCGAGUCGUUUGCCAAGACGAAUGCGGGGAGUCUGCGGGGUUUCCCGUUCGAUCUUAUCAUCACCGCGCAGGAUGUCGGCUCGUAUAAGCCGGACCUGCGCAAUUUUGAGUAUAUGCUGCGCAAGGCGAAGGAGACGUUUGGGAUUGAGUCGGGGCGGGUGCUGUCUACCGCGCAGAGCCAGUUCCAUGAUCAUCACCCGGCGCAUAAGGUCGGGCUGAAGUCGGUCGCCGUAACCUUCACCGCAGACCAAUUCCAAGGCAUCUACCGCGGCAAGCAGUACCACGCGCCCGACUUCGCUGCGGUGCUACAGCGCGCCCGCGAAUACAACUGCGAAAAGGUCAUGCUAACGACCAUGACGCUCGCCGGCGCAAAGCAAAACCUACAGGCCGUCCGCGAACACCCCGACACAUGCACCAUGACGCUAGGCGUGCACCCGUACCACGCGGGGGAGAUCUACACCGACAGCAACGACGGCCACUCGCAUCUCCAGUCUCUGCGCGAGUUUGCACACUCCCUUCUGGCGGAGCGCCCGUCGCCACUGGUUGCCUAUGGAGAAAUCGGGCUGGACUAUGAGUACCUCGACCGCGCGGACAAAGUCACGCAGCAGCGCGCGUUCCGCGAUCAGCUCGAGCUAGCCGUGGAACUGCAGCUGCCGCUGUUUUUGCAUGUGCGGGAGUCCUGCGAGGACUUCAUCGGCAUUAUUGAGCCGUAUCUGUCGAGGCUGCCGCGCGGGGGCCUGGUGCAUUCGUUUGCUGGGUCAAGGGCGGAGAUGCUCCGGCUGGUGGAGCUGGGAUUCGAUGUUAGUGUUAAUGGGGUGUCGUUUCGCUCCGAUGAGGGCCUGGAUAUGGUGCGCCAUAUCCCGUUGGAGAGGUUGCAGCUGGAGACGGAUGCGCCGUGGUGUGAGGUGCUCGCUAAUGAUGAAAGGAUUGCGCCGUAUUUGAGGACUGCGCGCCCGCUGCCGCCGGCGAGGAAGCAUAAUAAGUUUCUACCGGGGCAGAUGGUCAAGACGCGGAAUGAGAGCUGUACGAUUGAACGGGUGGCGUUGGUGGUUGCUGGGUUGAAGGGGGUUUCUGUGCGGGAGGUUGCUGAAGCGGCGUGGAAGAACAGCGUGCGGAUGUUUGGGUUGGGGGUAGAGAAAUAG